ACAUAUGAUGGAGUUGCUUUUGUAAGAACAGCCUGAAGUAUGACCCUGUAAACAAGCCUUGUUAAAUCUCACUCAUUAGUUUUCAUAAGUCUGUUCCCAAAGUGUUUACAGAACCCUCAUUAACUACAAGCUUCCUCAAGAUAACUAGGCUCAAACUACGACAUCGGUGUCAAAGAUAAGAAUAGCUAUGCUACUAUUUUGGUUUAGAAAAGAGUGUGGGGCAUGGGAGUGAACCCUGAGGAACCCCGAUUUCAAAGGAACGUCCACAAACGCAAGUCAGAUGUCAAACUUGCAGCGGAAAGUCACCUAUUCGUUUUAGAAAUUUGACGAAGAUGCAGGGUUUGCGGUAUUUGUUCCUCCUGAUGUCCAUGAAUUUUGCUACUUCAGUUGGGCUUUGCGAGGGAAAAUCUUUAGGCGAAAUCACCAGUUUGGAAGAUGCAAUGUUCAUUAUGACAGAAGAGCGAAGCCUUGAGGAAGAGCAUGAGUUUAAUUCUAAAUUGGAGAACUAUUUGGGCUUCAUGAAGGAAGAUUUUUUGAGGAAGCUGAAUUUAUCAGGCGUGCCGCAAGAACACCGAAAGGUUCAGCCUCCUCAGUUCAUGAUCGAGCUCUAUAAUAAAUAUGCUUUUGACAAGACUUCCAUCCCUCGGUCGGAUGUCAUCCGAAGCUUCGUCAUACAGGAUGUUCUUUAUUCCAUUAGACAGGGAAACAAAACAAAACACAGACUGCUAUUCAACGUUUCCAUCCCAAACCAUGAAGAGAUCACAUCAGUCCAGCUUAGGCUGUUCACUCUCUGGGAAAGAAGUGCAACCACCUGCGCUGACCUCUUCUCGUCCAUCAAUGUUUAUGAUGUAGAGUACGAGCAGAGCGCAAACAUUUUAAAUCUUCUGGAUGGGAGAGACGUGACCGAGGGCAGAAGCACAUGGGAGGUUUUUGACGUGACCAGGGCUGUCAGGAGCUGGCAGGAAUCUGGACGCGGGGCCGGCGAACUCGAGGUGGAGAUCGAACAAGACUGUGAAUCCCUGGACGUAAGCCUGGCUUUAGAGCACAACAGCUCGGCAGUCUUAAUAGUUUUUUCAGAUGAUCUCAGGAACAGAAAGGGAGAGGUAAAGGAGAUGCUUCUUCAUGAGAAGGAGCGGGUAUUUUUGGACGAUCUCGUUCCUGUGAACCAGCAUCUCAGGAGAAAGAGGAAAGCCACAAACAAUUACUGUCGGAGAACUUCUCUGAAGGUGAACUUCAAAGACAUUGGAUGGGACAAAUGGAUCGUGGCCCCGCCUGAGUACGAUGCUUAUGAGUGCAAAGGCGUGUGUUAUUUCCCCCUCACAGAUGAUGUGACCCCCUCCAAACAUGCAAUCAUCCAAACUCUGGUUAACCUGAGCAAUCCCAAAAAAGCAAAUAUGGCAUGUUGCGUCCCAACCAAGCUGGAUCCAAUUGCAGUUAUGUAUCAAGAAAAGAGUGUCAUUACGGUCCGACACCUCUAUGAGGAGAUGAAAGUAGCAAAGUGUGGAUGUAGGUAGUUUUGCCUGCUUAUCCAUGCAUCAUUCUGGGAAGGUUACUUUGGAAAUGUAAUAGUUUACAGAUUGCAAGGUACCCUAUUUAAAAUGGAAUAAAUAGUGUAACUUUUUCAGGUACUUUAUUAAAGUAAUGUAACUCAUUA
Messenger RNA from Cyprinus carpio (common carp), 1654 nucleotides. RefSeq names its product growth/differentiation factor 2. Gene Ontology annotation, biological process: BMP signaling pathway; SMAD protein signal transduction. The record is from RefSeq and is a predicted model, not a curated record. Gene Ontology annotation, cellular component: extracellular region. Gene Ontology annotation, molecular function: growth factor activity; cytokine activity. Lineage: Eukaryota; Metazoa; Chordata; Actinopteri; Cypriniformes; Cyprinidae.